Messenger RNA from Solanum pennellii, 1201 nucleotides. RefSeq lists its product as uncharacterized. The record is from RefSeq and is a predicted model, not a curated record. Bases 271 to 879 code for a protein of 202 amino acids. The transcript has 2 exons. Lineage: Eukaryota; Viridiplantae; Streptophyta; Magnoliopsida; Solanales; Solanaceae.
GAUGUGCACUUCCCAAGAAAUAUCAAAGUUAGCUUUAUAUAUUGAAGUUGAAAGAAACCAUAUACAGUGUCCUACAAAUACUUUUGGAUGUGUCACACAAGGAGCUAGAAAAGAAAAGUUGUGAAGAAAAAAAGUAAAGAAAAUUUUGGCUGUUUAAACCAAAAUCAAAGUGAGGUCACUUGUAAUUUUGGCCAAGUAUAAAUUGAUAUUCAAAAGAAGUUUGCUCUUGGGUUGGUGUUGAACAAUUUCUUUAAGAUUAUUUCAGUAGUCAUGAAGAACAACUCAGCAAUUAAAUUCCUAAAACAUGUCAUUUCAGUACUAUCCACACUAACCAAAUCAAAAUCAACAGCCAUCAAAAGCAAAACUGAGGCAAUAAAAGCUAAGUUAAUGGUCUUAUCAUUGCUCAAAUCCAAGAAACUCUCUUUAUCUGGCCUAGGAACUAAGGCCAUUUCUCACAAGAUUCAUUCACUAUUAGGCCAUAAAGAUCAAGAUCACGAAGACGAAAACAAUAAGGCCAUUGUACUAGUCUACAACCACGCCCCUGAAGUCGGUGAAGAUCAUGUACACUAUCAGCAUAACGAGGCUAACGAAGAGAUACUACUAUUAAGCAAUGGAGAAAACUACGAUUAUGAUGAUGAUAAGUAUCCGGAUUUAACACAUUCAUUGUUCGAUGAAGAGGACGAGUACUUAGGUGAUCCAAAUGCAUCAGCUAUAGACAUGGUAAGGAAUUUCAAAGAGGAAGAAGGAGAGAACUUUGUGCUUGAAGACGAGAUCGAUAACGUUGCAGACUUGUUCAUCAAGAAGUUUCACAAAAGGAUGAGAUUACAAAAGCUUGAAUCUUUCAAGAGGUAUCAAGAAAUGCUUCAGAGAAGCACUUAAUUAUAAGUAGAUUAAUGAGUAUUAUUAAUUGCUAAUCAAAGUUUUUAUCUGUUAAACUUCUGCAAUAUUAUUAUUAUUGUUGCAGUAGUUCUUUUGUUUCAACUAUGAAGUGUUUGUUUUUUUCAGUUUUUUUUAAAUAAAUUUUCAUGUCCUUUGUUUCCUAGUAGCAAAAGAGAGAAAAACUAAGGACUUGUACUAAUAAGUUGGGAGAAAUAGGUAAGUAUGAAUCAAGAUUGUGUGUGAGUUUCUAACUAUGUAAAUUUAAUCUCUGAGUAUGGGAUCGAUAUCGGUAAUCACGAUGAACUUUUGGUUAUUUGACUUU